ACGUGGGAGGCCACAGGCGCCCGUUGUGACGCGUCGGGAGCCUUACCCGGGUCCAGGGCUGAUGUGCACCGGGGAGUCUGGGCGGGGAGAGGAGCCCACCCCGCUCCUCCUGGGGCCGAGUCCUCCCCGGACCUUCAGUGUUGACUGCGCUGAGGAGUGCGUGUCCCCGGGGCUCCGCCGCUGGCUCUGAGGAGUCUGAGCCCCGUCCCGGUGAGUCCGCCCGAGGGCCGGGAGAGGGUGCGCCGAACCCAGGGAGCCCGAAGCUUCCCGCCCUGCGCGCCCGCGGCCUCGGGCGCCCACUCUGCGGCCUCAGCCCCAGAAGCGUCCCCGGGACCCACCCGGAGGCGCCUGCAGCCGCGGGGCAAGUCAGAGACACCGCACGUUUGCUCGACUACUGCUUUUCUGUUUGUAAUGGAAAUGAAGAGGUAGAAAGUAGUCAGCUCAACUGUUGACAAUGCAAGCACUGGAGUCAUUGGCCUUUAACGACAUUGCUAUAGACUUCCACCAUGAAGAAUGGACUCUCCUAGAUACAUCUCAGAGAAAGCUCUUCAGAGAUGUGAUGGCCGAGAUCAUCAGUCAUCUGGUUUCAGUGGGAUUUCAGGUCUGCAAAUCAGAUAUUCUUUCCCAGUUGGUGCAAGGAGAGGAACUGUGGAGAGAAGGAAUAGGAUUCCUCCAAAACCAGAGUUCAGGCAGGGAAAGUGGGUAUAAAAAACAAGAAAUGGUAACCAUACAAACUAUCUACAGAAAGGAUACAUCUACCAUCAUGUCAUUGAGAUCUCACAUUCCAAGGAAUCCCUCUAAAUGUAAUGAUUUGCAAGAAUUCACACACACAUCCAUAGUUUCUCAACAUGCAUUAAUUCAGAAGGAAAAGAAACCCUAUUUCGGCAAAGUAUUUGGAAAAGACCUCAUUGACCAGCCAUCUUUUACGCAAGAUAAGCAAGGUCACGCUAGAAGUAAUUCAUGUAAAUUUGUAAAUGGUAAAGCCUUGAUUCAGACCUCUGGCCUUAGACGACACAGUGGAUCUGACAUCGGAGAGAAACCUUUUGAAUGCCUUCUGUGUGGGAAGGUUUUUGCUCAUUGUUCUUCCCUUAGACGACAUGAGAUAUCUCACAGUGGAGAGAAACCCUAUGAAUGUUCUCAAUGUGGGAAAGCCUUUACUCAGUGUUCUUCCCUUAGGCAACAUGAGAGAAUUCACUCUGGAGAGAAACCGUAUGUAUGUAACCUAUGUGGGAAAGUCUUCGCCUAUUUUUCUGGUCUUAGACAACAUGAGAGGACACACACUGGAGAGAAACCCUAUGAAUGUCUUGUAUGUGGGAAAGCGUUCACCUAUUGUUCUGGUCUUAGACAACAUGAGAGUACUCACACUGCAGAGAAACCGUAUCAUUGCCAUCAUUGUGGGAAAGCUUUUGCUCAGCCUUCUUAUCUUAGGUUACAUGGGAAAAUUCACACUGAAGAGAAACCAUAUGAAUGCCAUCUAUGUGGGAAAGCCUUCAGGACAUGUUCUUAUCUUAGAGCCCAUGAGAAAAUGCACACUGGAGAGAAGCCCUAUGAAUGUCAUGUAUGUGGGAAAGCCUUCAGUCAUUGUUCCUACCUCAGGCAACAUAAGAAAAUUCACAAUGUAAAGAAACUAUAUGAAUGUCAAGUAUGUGGGAAAGUCUUCACACAUUGUUCUGGCCGUAGACAUCAUGAGAAGACGCACACUAAAGAGAAACCCUAUGAAUGUCAUAUAUGUGGGAAAGCAUUCACCCAUUGUUCUGGCCGUAGACGACAUGAGAAGACUCACACUGGAGAGAAACCCUACAAAUGCCAUCUAUGUGGGAAAGAAUACACGACAUGUUAUUAUCUUAGAGUUCAUGUGGGAAAUCAUGCUGGAGAGAAACCUUUUGAAUGUCAUCUAUGUGGGAAAGUGUUCACCAGUUGUUCUGACCUUAGAAAACAUGAAAGAAUUCACAAGGAGCAUAAACCACGUGGGUGAAGGUAUCUUUCACUAAUUCUGGCCUUAGACUACAUGAGAAAAUUUGCACUUCAGAGUAGUGGUGUGACUGUCUUUGGAUAAGUGGGAAAACCUUACUUUUAUUUUUAUAUCUUUGGACAUUCCUUCUUACAGCUGCAUGAUUUUCCAUUGAGUGUAUGUACCACAAUUUGUUUAUCCACUCCUCAGUUGAUGACCAUUUGGGCAGCCUCCAUCCAUUCACAGUUUUGAAUAAUGCCGCUGUAAAUGUUGGUGUGCCAGUACCUAUUUUUGUUCUUGCUUUCAGUUUUUCAGAGUACUUAUGUAGUAAUAGAAUUUCUUGAUCAUAUGGCAAUUCUAUACUUAGCUUGCUGAGGAACUGCCAAACUGCCUUUCUGAAUGGCUGUACCAUUCUAUAUUCCUACCAACAGUGAAUAAGUGUGCCUAUUUCUCCACAUCCU
This is a messenger RNA of Choloepus didactylus (southern two-toed sloth), 2412 nucleotides long. Its product is annotated as zinc finger protein 596-like. The transcript is spliced from 6 exons. Gene Ontology annotation, molecular function: DNA-binding transcription repressor activity, RNA polymerase II-specific. NCBI's taxonomy places the organism in Eukaryota, Metazoa, Chordata, Mammalia, Pilosa, Megalonychidae. Bases 455 to 1975 code for a protein of 506 amino acids. Gene Ontology annotation, biological process: negative regulation of transcription by RNA polymerase II. The record is from RefSeq and is a predicted model, not a curated record.